AUGGCCUCUUACUCAGAGGCACAUGGGCCAGAGCGUGCCAAGAGCAUGCCAGGCUAUAGCUUUGGGGUGCGCUCCUACCUGCACUAUUUCUAUGAGGAGUGUACAGCCUCUGUGUGGAACCAGGAGGAUGUUCAGAACCAACGUUCAUACCAGUGGUGGAGUUCAGGCCUCUGUAAGAUUUCUCUUGCAUUCGGAACGGUCCUGUUAGCCAUGGGGUUGGUGGUGUUGGCUGUGGGUUUUGCCAUUCCAACUCGAAUUGAGGCAUUCGGCGAGGGAGAAUUGCUCUUCGUGGACCGGCAUGCCAUGCAAUAUAACCAGGCUCUGAGCGUGUGUGUGCAGGCUGGCACUGGGAUGCUGACCCUGGGGGGCCUGAUGAUGACUGCUGGCCUGCUGCUUUCUGCUUUCUCCAGACCCACAACCAGUCCACAGCCUCCUGGGAAAGAAAAGAAGGGCAUCAUUGGGAGGGGAGGUGGAGCUGAUGUUAGGAGCCCAACAAACGUUCUCACUAAAGCUCCUAGUCCAGCUGCAGGUGAUGUAGCUGUGCCUGUUGCUCUUUCUAAAGUGGAGAACGUCCAACCAUAA
Neoarius graeffei (lesser salmon catfish) is the source of this 582-nucleotide messenger RNA. RefSeq names its product neurensin 1-like (gene nrsn1l). Gene Ontology annotation, cellular component: neuronal cell body; transport vesicle; neuron projection. The transcript is spliced from 2 exons. The coding region runs from base 1 to 582 and encodes 193 amino acids. Lineage: Eukaryota; Metazoa; Chordata; Actinopteri; Siluriformes; Ariidae. Gene Ontology annotation, biological process: nervous system development. The record is from RefSeq and is a predicted model, not a curated record.